Asterias rubens (European starfish) is the source of this 1901-nucleotide messenger RNA. Its product is annotated as pachytene checkpoint protein 2 homolog. The transcript has 13 exons. Lineage: Eukaryota; Metazoa; Echinodermata; Asteroidea; Forcipulatida; Asteriidae. Gene Ontology annotation, cellular component: chromosome; nucleus. Gene Ontology annotation, molecular function: ATP hydrolysis activity; ATP binding. Gene Ontology annotation, biological process: reciprocal meiotic recombination; meiotic recombination checkpoint signaling. The coding region runs from base 233 to 1561 and encodes 442 amino acids. The record is from RefSeq and is a predicted model, not a curated record.
AUAGAUCGAGGGAAGGCCAACACUUGAGGGCGUUUGUCAAGCAAAAUAGGAUGAGCUGACAUUUCGACAGGACAUGGCAGCGCGAAAAUCUGAAUUGUAAAUCACUGCAGAGUUGCACAUCUCUAGCUACUCAAGAAUACGGUUUACCGAAGUGUUUGAUGGAUCUGUGGUGAUUUGAUACUGAAAGUGUCAAAUUAUUUCACAGCUUCAGCAGUACAUUGUCCUUCUACCAAUGACCUGCCGUGUUGUCCUUCACAAAUUAGCUGACAUGUAUGGGGUAAGCGAUCUCGAAGAGGCUCUGCCAGUUGACCUAGUCCCAGUUAAGUCUGUCCACGUUGAAGUCUGUCAAAAUGCCAGCAGUACGAGACAACGAGAGGAAAUCAAAGAGCAUGUGACGAAGCUCCUCCAUCGUCAACAGGUGUCAUACGGAGACAUGAACAUCACAGAGUUUGACGAACCUUACCUGAAGGAACAUGUCAAGUGGAUCUCAAUAUGUGACACAGAGCUUGAAGGGUCAGGCCAAAAACAGGCGAUUGACUUGUGCCAGGCAGGGCUUCAUCUGCAUGUAUUCCAGUUGUCUACUGAUGGGCCAGCAAUGGAAGAACUAGAGGAUGAAGACAUGGCGGCGGCGUCUCAUUGGUUGCUACCUGCAGCUGAUUUUGAUGGGAUCUGGGACAACCUUAUCUUUGACUCCUCUAUCAAGUCACAGCUCCUACAGUACGCUUCAACUACCCUCCUCUUCUCCGACUGUAAGGUCGACUCUAACAUCAUCUCAUGGAACAGAGUGGUCCUGCUACACGGACCCCCAGGAACAGGAAAGACUUCAUUAUGUAAAGCAUUAGCACAAAAACUCAGCAUCCGACUCUCAGAUAGGUAUCACUAUGGGCAGCUGAUUGAAAUCAACAGCCAUAGCCUCUUCUCAAAAUGGUUUUCUGAGAGCGGUAAGCUGGUCAUGAAGAUGUUUCAGAAGAUACAGGAGCUGAUAAAUGAUCAAGACGCUUUGGUCUGCGUUCUCAUUGAUGAGGUGGAAAGUUUGACGGCAGCCAGAAAAAGUGCAGUAAAUGGCACUGAGCCGUCUGAUGCAAUCCGUGUGGUCAAUGCUCUACUAACACAGAUUGACCAAAUCAAACGAUAUCCGAAUGUCUUGAUUCUGACGACAUCUAAUGUGACAGAGGCGAUUGAUCUGGCAUUUGUUGAUCGGGCGGACAUCAAACAGUACAUCGGUCCUCCAUCACCGCCAGCCAUCUUUAAAAUAUUUCACUCUUGCGUCAAAGAACUCAUGCGGGCUAGGAUAAUCGACCCAGCCCAACAGCUUCUUGACCUUAGGGGUCUUGAGGUCAUGAGGUUCAUCGAGAAUGACGCCACAAAGCUGAGUCACAGACUAAAGGAAAUAGCAUUUAAGAGUGAAGGACUGAGUGGACGAACACUACGGAAGCUUCCAUUCCUGGCGCAUGCUCUCUAUGUAAAGACGACUCCAGUAUCCUUAGAAGACUACCUCUCUGCCCUCUCCGAUGCGGUGGACAAGCAGUUCAAAGAACGUGAGGAACUGGCAGAAACAUAAAAUUAAAAUCAAUCCGUCAACCAAGUAUUCAUCUACCAAAGGAAAGAAGUUUCCAGUCGUCCCCCCAAAACCCCCAAAAAGGAGUGAAAGCUGCAAAAGUUUUGAUAAGUGAAUCGGCUAAAAUGGAGUAGGUGUAUAGAAAUGUAUAUUUCAAUAGUGUCAUCUAUGUAGGGCCUAAUCCAAUUGCUAAAUCACCUUUCAUCCUGAGUUUGGUAAACUUUUAAACCAAAGCCGGGGGAAGGUCACAAGCGUGACAGUGGAUGGAAGACAUUUAAAGCCAUUAGACACUUUCUAAACAGAACCAAAAUUAAAAGUUCACAGAUUUACAAAUAACUUACAG